UUCUUCUUCUUCUUUCAUCUUUCUCUCUCUUACCACCAGUCAUUUUCAGAAUACCCAAACAAAACCUUUAAGCAAAUGGAAAAAUUAAGAAAUUGGUUUGUCAGCUUCAGUCAAACGAUACCACUUUUCUGUGCUCAACAGCUCAGACUUCCUCUCUUUCUCUCUCCUCUUCUCUAACACAUUGUUUGGCAACCCAAAAAAAUACUCCAAUUAAAUUGGUGGGUCCUAAUUGGAAUUUGGGAUUCCAACAAGUUAGUUUUUUUUUUGCAGCAGAAAAAAAGUUGUAAUUUUCCAACUAAGAACGUGGCUUACGGUUUUAAGCACCUUAAUUUCUCCAUUUGCAGUUAGUUUCUUCUCCACUCUCGCUUUCUCUCUCCUCUUCUACAGUUUUUUUGGGGUUCAGUGGAGCAUUUCGUCGAGAAGGUGGUGGGCGGUUACUUUUUAUGUUUGUGGGGGUGCGAAAUUUUUGAGUUUUUUGGGAAUUGAUUGGGUUUGUUCAUCUGGGUUUGUGAUUUUUGGAUCUUUCAAUCAAGAUUCUCUUGUAGACGUGGCCAGAAAGGAAAGAAGGCUAGAAUUUGUUUUAAAAAGCAGUGUCGUUGGGAAAGAGAGAGAUUCUUGUCAUCCCGAAUGAACUUGAUUAGGUGCAGUUGAGCAUGGAUUAUUCUGACAGAAACAAAGAUGAUCCCAAGGAAGGAGAUCUAUUCCAGAGCUAUAGUAAUAUCCAUGGAUCAGCUGACCAAAGUGCUUUAUAUAUUUCAGAUUCUAAAGCACAGACCUUGGUCAAAGGUGGAAAACCAGGGAAGACUCUGAUUCUGAAGUUGAUACAGUCAGAAACUUGUGAAAGCUGGUUUCAGGAGUUGUUCCACAGACGAUCUCGUGGUUUAGGGGUUAAAAUCCCGAAGCAACUAGUAAGUCUAGAUGAGAAGUAUUUUAAGCGCUGCUUGGAACUCAUGCAUAUGAAUGUGUUGAAAGGAGGUCCAUGUUCUCUAUCUGUAGAGUUGGGUUCUUUUGAUUUGGGAUUUGUGUCUGAUUAUGCAACAGUUGGGAGAAGAAGUUCGUUAGAUGUGACAAGUUAUGCAGUUGACUAUCCAAUCGCCGUUGGGAUUGGAGAUUUAGGUUUGAGUCCCGGGGAUGAAGAAAUUGUUGGUUCUGUUAUGGGAAGCAAUAGUAUGAUGAGAAUAUUGAAAAGCCCUUUGUUUCAAAGAUUAGGGAUUUUAGAUCAUAAUGUGAGUCUUGGAGGAACUAAUUUAUCUAAAAAUAAAAAGUACAGUCCUUCAGAUUACCAAGGUUCUCCGAGUCGGUUAACUUCUAGUUUCUCUAAUAAGCUUGGAAAGGACUCCUCGCCUCUUAAAAACCGGGGGUAUAGAUCAGGUUCUGUACAGAGAAGCCCUAUUUCCAUAUCAAGUGGAGCUUCUGUGCUCACUGAUCAGAGUUCCGAGUCUUCUCUUUCUCCAUCUGGUUCUCAAGGAAUGCUUCAUUUUACAUGGGAUAACGGAGUUCCACAUUUUACUUUCACUUUGGAUGAUCAGAAAGAAGUUUAUGUGGCGAAUGCAUGGAGAGUUGAUGCAACCAUCAAUAAGGCACUGGACUAUGUCUACUCGUUUCAUUUGAAAUCAAGUAGCACCAAAUUGUUUGAUAUUUCUGAUAGUCAGCCAGAUUUAAUAGGCAAGAUGAAGGUUUCAACUGCCUUUUCUCUGUCAACGGGUAAUUCUAGAAUUAUGGAGACCGAAUUUGUUCUGGUUGAUUCUAACGAAAAUCAGGUAAAAGAGGUACAACCAUUCUCCCGUAACAGUAGGCAAAGCAGGAAAUUAUCAAAGGUGAUGGAUGUGUUCAAGGCUGGUCACUCAUUGAAGCAGAGAACCCACUCUUUGUUUGGUGGCUCAAGUGCUAUUCCUGAAGAUUUUUCUCCAGAAAAGGGGUUAGAAGCAUGCUGCAACUCAUAUCAAGAAUGCAAACUUGUUCUUUCGGAAAAUGAUUUUUUACCGAAUCUCGAAAUGGCUGCAGUUGUUGUGAAAGACCAGCUACAAGAAGAGGAACAUCAGACGGAAAAAAGGGGAGGUUGGGGACUCAACUUUCUCAAGAAAAAUGUUGCUUCUUCAGAAUGUUGUGUAAGCAAUGUUGGGGAUUGUUCAAGCAGUAUGGAUAUUAUAGUGCCUGCAGGUCACCAUGGUGGGCCAAGAACGAGGAGUGGAGGACCAAAUAGUCUGAUAGAGAGAUGGAGAUCAGGUGGAAACUGUGAUUGUGGUGGCUGGGACACUGGUUGUCCUCUGAAAAUCCUUCAAGCUAAGCCAAGGAGAGAAGAGGGUUGGCCGUCUUCUGAGGCACAGGGGGACUGCAAAUCAUUUGAGAUGUUCACAGAGGGGUCAGCUCAUGUAAUACCCCCUUUAAAAAUGGUGAACAUACGUGAAGGCCUGUACUUCAUCAGCUUCCAGCCCUCUUUCCUGUCACCUUUGCAAUGCUUUUCGAUUGCAGUGGCAAUUAUUCAUUCUCAGACCCCAAGCUUGCGUCCGAAACAUGUACAGGACUGAUAUCAUGAAAGGAUGGACAUUUUUUUUUCCUCCAUAGAUUUACCUAGAUUAGCAUUGUAUGUGUGUUUAUAGCUGCAGCAAAGUCAGAAUUAGGUUAAUUAUACAUGAUUUUUUUAGUGUCAUUAAUUUUCUUACAUUAUAUAGGGGGUAAUUUGUAUUUAGCUAUGUUAAUUGAUGUGUGGGUAAGCCGGUAAAGGCAAAUUUAGAUGAACAACUGGUUAUACCUUGUGCAAGGUUGUACGAGAUCUCCGUAAAGACAAAUGGGGUCAUAAACACUUCAACAUAAGUAGUGUAAAAUGGCCUGUUUUUUUUUUUGUUCCCUUCUUUUUUAGCCCAAUGUAAAAGCUUCUGAUUUGUACUAAGAAAAAUAAUUUCUUGUAGUCAAUGAUUAAAUGGAAGCCUCAUAUUUUAUUGUU
Molecule: messenger RNA, 2944 nt
Organism: Spinacia oleracea (spinach)
Lineage: Eukaryota; Viridiplantae; Streptophyta; Magnoliopsida; Caryophyllales; Amaranthaceae
Exons: 3
Coding region: 654-2528 (624 amino acids)
Source: RefSeq, a predicted model, not a curated record